This is a messenger RNA of Paramuricea clavata, 3112 nucleotides long. The record is from the annotation of a GenBank genome assembly. NCBI's taxonomy places the organism in Eukaryota, Metazoa, Cnidaria, Anthozoa, Malacalcyonacea, Plexauridae.
UCGAGAUCGAGUAUACGACGACGGUUGACGAAGUUUUGGCCCGGCUGUGGAAGGAAGAGAAAGAGAACCGCGAAUCCGCGAUAGCAAUAUGGCGGAACAGCAACCUCAUCAUUUGCCCGGGGUUGGCGAGGUUGAAGUCGAAGUUGAGACUAUGUUAGAACCACAACAAGAAAUCCAGAUAGAAACACAACCCAUGAUAGCACUACAGCCGCUCGCAGAGCCCGAACGGGAAGAAGUUGUCGUACAAACGAGCGAGGAAGUCAUAGACGAGUCGAGACAACACGAAGCUUUGGAUAUCUCACCGCCUCGAAACAAACGCAAGGGUAGACCAGGACGGUACAAAGGAGCAGGAAAACAUAGCAGGCUACAAGGUACGCGGGGUCGUGGGGCCAAGAGGGACGAAGAAGAUGGUGAUCUCGAUCAGAAAGGUACGCGAAAAUGGGAGCAGAGGCAAGUUCAAGUGAAGACGCUUGAAGGCGAAUUUUCUGUCGUAAUGUGGGCGUCGGGUACGUGAAAUUGUUUUAAACGCCUCGUACGAUACCUCCUUCUUCGCAUAUGUUUCUGAUUUGGAGCCAUCUUACUUCAAGCAGCCCGAUUUGGGCAUUUUGCCGUGCUAACUUAGUGUUCAUUUUGUUUCUUCGCAGAGGACAAAAACCACGAUCUUGACCACGAAGAAGACCAGCCAGACUUCUCUGAGUACAUGACAGGAAAGAAACUGCCCCCAGAAGGCUUCCCAGGCAUCGAUCUCAACGAUCCAAAACAACUAGCCGAAUUUGCAAGGUAAAAUGUACAUUUGAACACAAUUUGUUGUUCUGGCGGCCAUUUUGUGCGGCCAUGUUGCUUCUCUUUCAAACAUGGCCGCCAAAGAUGGCGGAUUUUCACGCUUCGAAGUUCGCGCGUUGCGGCUUUGUUUUUGCUUUUACAAACGAAUUUUGUAUUUUCUUAAGAUCUUAGUUUAAUGGUUUCCCAAUUUUGCGGCGAUAUUUGUUCAAAAUAUGCGUUGUACAGACUUUUCAAAGCAAGCUGGCUAGAAUCAAUCAAUGUCUAGAUUCUAGAAUACACUAUUAAUUAGUCUAAAAUAAACAUAUCUUCCCGGAUCCUCCGAAAUGCACUAGAUUUGAUAAAAAAAAAACUUGUAGGGGGGCCAGGGGCAGAUCUAGCCUCGUCUGCAGGGAGGGGUGCAGGUUUUCUAUGGGGUUGUGCAUGAGGAAGCCUUUUACUGCCCACUCUCCUCUACACUACUACCCCAACAUUAGUACUAGUGAAUAGUCAUGGGCGAUUACCGAUUAUUUGGUAUCGAUACCACCCAAUACCAGGCCCAAACCGGAAGUAGUUGAUACUGCAAGGUAUCGAACAAGUGUUUUGAUUACUUUUCAAAUUAGACAUUCAUUAUAAUUUUAUUAAUUCUAAUAAAAUUUAUGUACUUUUUUGUUUUCUGCUGCAUUUAUCAAACUUCCUUUACUUUAUUUGACAUUCUAUCCAUUUGCCUUAUUAAUAUUCCUGACCUCGCCGGCAGAAUAAAUUAUGAAAAAGGCGGGAAAUAUAUUGUUACUGUUAAAACUACGUAACUUUAUGAAAAUAUAUCGUUACUGUUACAGUAGAAGGCUACUUCUGAACAGUUGGCUUUUUAUUAAGUGACUUACAUUUAUUAUUUUGAAAAUUGGAGGAAGUAAUCGUUUGGGUAAUCGAUACCUCGAUACAUUUACGAAAAAGUAAUCGUUAUCGAAUUGAUACUGCCCGUCACUAAACAUUACCAUUAUUUGAGAUGGCUGAAUCUGCAUGUUUGCCGUUCUGUUACGUUUUACGUUAUCUUUUAUUUAUAAAGUAUAUAUCACUUUUUAUCACUUAUGCAAGACUGGACAGUUGCUGUAGCACAGUACAGUAAAUGUACUUCUUUUAAAAGUAUUAAUAUACAGCUUGGCUGUAUAAUUUAAAUUAUUCACACAUAAACCGAUAAACGUUUGUUUGAAGGAACCUAAAACACCUACAGAAAAAAAACCAUCAUUGACACCAACAUUCCUUCACAAUAUAGAUUUUUUACUGUUUUUCAUCUCAGUGUUUUCAAUAUAAAAAUUUCUGCAAUAUUUUAUAAAUUGAAUAAAAAAAUUGUGUUCGUAGAGAUCCAUGGCAUUUUCGUCUUGAAACAAGUCCACAUAGCAGAAUGAAAUAUAUUUGACAAGGCGUAAAAAAUAUACCUGUGGUUCCGGUUCCCGACCGACCCUAUUUUUUUCUGCCGACCCUAUUAUUUUUUCAGCACGAUUAACCUUGCGACCCUAUUUUCUCUGGGUGGUUGCGGGCUACUGCCAAAAUGGUGUCUGUUGUCACACUAAUGAGAACGAAUCGUCUCUCAAAAAUCGUCUUCACAGACAGACAAGUAGUCGAACAAUUCAGACGACUUGUUCGUCUAAAAUUUUGUCCGACACGUUUUCACAUCUGAUGAUUGUCCGACUAAAAGACGAUUUUGAGACGAUUUGUUCGUCUGGACGACUUGUUCGUCUUCUGAUGUGAAAACGGCUAAUAACUGUGUUUCAUGUUUGUGCUGUUUUGUAUUGUAUUUUGUUCUAUUUUAUUGUUUUGUAUAGUUUUAGAAUGGUAAGCACCUUGCAUGGGACUUUAUGUCUUGUUCGUGCUUGAUUUUGUCCAUUUGAGUAUUCUACUUAUUUCUACAUAGAACUGUUGUGUUUAAAACGUUGUAGAACUCUCAAUAAAAUUGUUAAAAAAAAAAAAUUUAAUUAUUGAAAAAACCAGGAAAAAAAUAUUUAAAAAAAAAUUAUUUCCGACCUACCGACCCUAAUUUUUUCGCGAUAUGAUUUGUUUUACGCCCAAAGAUGGCAAAAGUAAUACAACCUGUUAUAAAUUGUUUAGGAUGAGACCUAAGAAGUCGAAAGAUGAUAACGAACCUCGAACUAUAGCAUGCCCACACAAGGUAAUGUCACAAACAAAAUUAUAAUAAUAAUUAUGUGAUAAGUUGGUGUAGACAACAAUGCUAAAGACAAGAAAUUUUCUUAGGGAUGUACAAAAAUGUUUCGUGAUAAUUCUGCGAUGAGAAAACACCUUCAUACUCACGGACCUCGCGUUCAUGUCUGCGCUGAAUGUGGCAAGGUAAUUUAAG